CACUCCUCGACAUCCAUCAAAGCUAUAACCCACUAAUACACCUUGUCAAACACCACCAUCCCCACCACCACUCUUAGCCACCACUCAAAAUGCGUUUCUUCGCCACUCUCCUCAUCUCCCUCGCCGCGGGCGCCUACGCCUCUCCUCACGCUCUGUCCGAGGAACGCAGCGCCGGCCUCGAGACCAGGGCCACCGUCCCGGAACACUUCCAGUGCAAGGAGGACCGCGACUGCGUGGAGCGCAACGUCGGCAACUGCUGCGGCUACUACCCCAUGUGCGCCAACUCCGAGGCCGUGCUACCGCACCCUUGCCCCAGCGGCGGCUUCGGUGUCUGCGGCUGGCCCGUGAUUGACCAGUGCAAGUGCGGAAGCAAGGGGGGAUGCAUGUCGCUCCAGAGCGGAAACAUCGUCCAUGGAAGCGAGUGGGAAUAAAUGGGCUGCUGUGAGCAUCGGACGGUGUCUCGUUAAUUUGUCUGGUAUCUGUGGGAGGAAAAGGGGGUACGCAUUAUGAUGAACAUGCUUAUUGGAUAUCGGGAUGGGUGGUUAUUACGGUUAUGGCAAAAUCAUGAGCGG
This is a messenger RNA of Sodiomyces alkalinus F11, 572 nucleotides long. RefSeq lists its product as hypothetical. Bases 90 to 431 code for a protein of 113 amino acids. The transcript is spliced from 2 exons. The record is from RefSeq and is a predicted model, not a curated record. NCBI's taxonomy places the organism in Eukaryota, Fungi, Ascomycota, Sordariomycetes, Glomerellales, Plectosphaerellaceae.